AUGUCUCUGUGCAAGAGCUACGGUAAAGAUAAGGUGAUCUUCGCCACUAAAGAGGAUCAUGAGACUCCCAGCACGGUGCAGUUGCCGGAAUCGGAACCGCGACAGGGCUUGAUUUUGGAGAAUGGCGAUAUCAACUGGAACUGUCCCUGCCUCGGAGGCAUGGCGAUCGGCCCCUGUGGGGUCGAGUUCCGGGAAGCGUUCUCCUGCUUUCACUAUAGCCAAGCCCAACCCAAAGGAUCGGAUUGCUACGAGGCGUUUAGUACAAUGAACGAAUGCAUGAGAAACUAUCCGGGUGUCUACAAACAGAACCUAAACGAGGAGGAGGAUGAAGAUGCAAGCAACGUUGCAGGAAUGAUAGCCGACGAUAAUGACGACGAGGACGAAAAGGAAGAUGUUGAUCCACCGGCCAAAUCUGCGGCCUCGGAGAAGACAGUAGCUACCAAGGCAAAGUAGUUUGUAUUUGGUUUAAAAGUUCCAGAAAUUGGCAUCUUUGUCUAAAGUAAAGUAUGUUGCAUUAGUAGUGUUAAAGUUGAACAA
Anopheles darlingi is the source of this 537-nucleotide messenger RNA. RefSeq names its product mitochondrial intermembrane space import and assembly protein 40. The transcript is spliced from 2 exons. Bases 1 to 453 code for a protein of 150 amino acids. Gene Ontology annotation, cellular component: mitochondrial intermembrane space. Gene Ontology annotation, biological process: protein import into mitochondrial intermembrane space. The record is from RefSeq and is a predicted model, not a curated record. NCBI's taxonomy places the organism in Eukaryota, Metazoa, Arthropoda, Insecta, Diptera, Culicidae. Gene Ontology annotation, molecular function: protein-disulfide reductase activity.